Homalodisca vitripennis (glassy-winged sharpshooter) is the source of this 2020-nucleotide messenger RNA. RefSeq names its product WASH complex subunit 2-like. The transcript is spliced from 13 exons. The coding region runs from base 114 to 1874 and encodes 586 amino acids. The record is from RefSeq and is a predicted model, not a curated record. Lineage: Eukaryota; Metazoa; Arthropoda; Insecta; Hemiptera; Cicadellidae.
GUUAGUGUUAGUAGUGUAGUGUUGAGUGUUGAUUGUUGUAUCUUGAACAAUUAGUAGACAUAAUAUCAAAGAAAAUUUCAGUUGAAUGUAUUCGUUUAAGUUAUCAUCUAGAUAUGGGGGAGCAAGCAUGGGACACGGGAAAGAUGCGAGAAUGUAGGAAUGAAUGGAGUUUGGCAGCUGACACCCAGCUUCUGACUUACAUGCAACAGUUCUCUCAGAAGUUGCUGAGUGAGACACAUUCCACACUGAAGGCUCUGGACUCGUUGGAGUCAGAAGUGGCCACAACGUGUGUGGAAGUGAGCAACAUUGGCAGCCGGUUCUGGGCGUUGUCAGACACCCAGUUUGUCGAGAAUAGAGUAUACGAUGAUGAUGACGUCAUUUCACCAACUAGUCCAAUUUCUGCACAGGGUAUUGCUAAAGAAGACACUGAGAACCUUGUGAUCCAAAGGUUAAAUGAAGCUAUAAACAACGGGAUUCAAGUACUGGAUUCCAAGUUUGAGGUGGUCCAAGUAGUCUCCAGUGACUCGGAUGACGACGAGGACAGUUCACCGCACAGUGGUGUGUUGCUGAAGCCUGUGAACAGGUACAAAGAUCGGCCUCUGCCCCAUCUGAUUGGCUCCGCGGAGUUCCACUCGGACCACACUCUGGGACUGAGGGACUUACCCAGUGACGAGGAAACCGAUGAAUUCAUGAGUGCCAGUGAUAAGGCUUAUGAUGAGAGUGAAGACUCUGACAUAGAAAGCGACCAGACUAAAGCCCAAGAUAUCCUGGCACAUAAAGAAAAUACCAAUUACAGACCACUGGGCCUGGGAUUGCCUCGAGUUCAGUCGCAGUCGACAGUCAGUGCUAGUAAUUCCUCUCUUCCCUCAGGUGGUGAGGCUGAGGAUGAUCAGAAGAGGAUGUUUUCGAGAUGGCAACCCUCGGAUCUCUGGGCUCCAGAGGACGACAUUCCGAAAGUUGUUGGUGACAACUCCAGCAAUUACAGGCCACCUAGUGCGGACAGCAGUGUGUCUUCGGCCCCAAGUUCUAACAUAUCUGAGCCAGUGAAGAAGACCAGUGAAGACUUUGGAAAGAGUGGAUCUGGUCGACUACCGGUGUGUGUUCAAGAGGACCAGGAUCUGUUUGUUGAUAGAGGACCCCUUCCUGUUGCGCACCUGGUCGAGCCCAAGAAGUCUAUACCUGCAGGAGGUGUGAGGAUAUUUGGAGCAGAUAUCAAUCCAUUUCCAGGAAGAAAUCAAAUUAGGGACGAAGGUGUUGAAAGAUCAUCAUCAAAAUCUAAUCAACACGACAGGUGGGAAAGUGAUGAUGAUAGUGAUAUUUUUUCAAAAGCCCAAAAACCAUCAGUUAAGGUUUCAUCAUCCAAGGAUGCCCCUCCAAUUGGUGUAUCUAAGAAGAAGAAUGUAGACUUAUUUGAUGAUGAUGAAAGUGAAGAUGAUUUAUUUUCUAAUAAAGUGAAAUCAGUUAAACCCACCAGAGAUAUUAAAAGUAACUCAAUGAAAAAUGUGAAAACUCCUGUCAGUAUGCCAGAAAACUCACAGCCUACACCAGCAAUGAGAAAAUCUACACCUUUUAGUGAUGUUAACAGUCAAGUUGAUGAAGAAGAUGAUUUGUUUUCUGGUAAAGGUCUAUUCUCCAGUAACAAGUCUGGACUUUCUCACAAUCUCUUUACCGAUGACUUAUUUUCAUCUGAUAGUAGUGGUAUUUUUUCAAAUACUACUUCUUCAAUACAAAAACCAAGAAGUGAAGAAAGCUCAGGUAGUUCAAAAAAUACUUCAGACUCAUUAUUCUCCAGCGUUGAUUCCUCCAACAGCCUUUUUUCCACAUCUGAAAGUAGUGCGAAAUCAAACAUUAUCAAGUCUAAAAAAGUUUGUUGAAAAAGAUUUGUUUUCUGAUGAAGGAGAUUUGUUUGGUAAUUUAAAUUCAGCUGAUGAUCUGUUUGGAGCAUUUCCAGCACCCAAAAAGAAUGAAAAUCCAUCCAAAGUUAAAGAGCAAAGCACCACUUCAGCUAUAUCAAAGCCGC